Molecule: messenger RNA, 804 nt
Organism: Acanthosepion pharaonis
Lineage: Eukaryota; Metazoa; Mollusca; Cephalopoda; Sepiida; Sepiidae
Source: the annotation of a GenBank genome assembly
AUGUUAUGUCGCCUGCCUCUAUUAUCAACUUUUCAUUUGUCGUCUCUUCUUUUCUUCUUCGUACUCACUUUCUUCUUUUUCUUCUUCUACUUCUUCUUCUUCUUCUUUUUCUGUAGCCUUCGGUCUUUCUUUUUCGAUUUCUACAUUCGUAGAAUUUGUUAUUACUUUUCAUUUGUAGCUUUUUUCUUCUCGCUACUCUCUUUCACCUUCUUUUUCUUCUUCUUUUUUCUUUUUUCUUCUUUGGUAGACUUUUCUCUUUCUUUUUCGUCGCCUUCUUUUAUAAACUUUUCUUAUUCUUUCUCAUGUGUAGCCUAUUACUACUACUUCUUUUCUUUAAGUUUAUUCUCCUUUAUUCUUAUCUUCUUCUUAUUCGUUCGUCUUCAUCCUCUUUGUCCCCUACUUCUUCUCUUUUGUUCUUUUUCUUCGUUUGUAGCCUUUUCUUUCCGUCUCUUUCUUUUGUACAUAUUUUUCUUCAUCUGGAACCUCUUCUUUAAACUCUUUCUAUUCUUACUACUACUACAACUACUACUACUACUACUAACUUUUUCAUCCUUUUUCUUUUCAUUUAUACCUUUUUACUUUUUCUCGCAUUUCCCUUUUUCAGUUUUCUUUUUCUUUCAUUCCAUCACGCUUUUCUCCCCUCUCUCUCUUUUACUUGAAAUUUCUUUCUUUGUUUCUUUCUUUCCUAGUAUCUUUUGUAAACCCUUUUCCCCGACCUCCCACAUUAUUCGGUUUCUUUUACGACGUCUUUCUCCCCCACAUACGGUGCUUCCUUUUUAUAUUCCUUACUUUUUUCUUCUUUGA